CGAGUCCCGACCCUGCAGCCCAGCCAGUAGAGUCGAGGAUCCGAGGAGACAGGUCCACCCGCUCGGUCCCCGCAGGACGCUUCGCUACGGACUAGCUUUUACUGCUACUUUUAGUGGAAGUCAGACUGCCGAAGGGAGAAAUAGGCUUUUAUGAAUUUGGACUCUCGACUCGGUGCUGCAACUUCGUUUCUGACUGCUUUUGACUGGACUGUACGAUUUCGAAAAGGCUAUAAACACGUUUCGAGGUGAACUAAGGAUUUGAACCCCACGGAUUUGGGUCGUUUUUCCGCUUUAGCCGCUUUAAGAUAAACUGAAUCGCGACUCGCCUGGUUUUGUCCCAGAGAUGGUGGGGCACCUCCACCUACAAGCUAUGGAUGACAGCCUGAAGGGAAAGAACCGGGAGGGACUGCUCGACAGCCCGGACUCGGGACUCCCCCCCAGCCCGAGCCCGCCCUUCUGCUCCCUGUCGCCGGCUCUGGUCCCGGGCUGCUGCUCCGCGCCCGACCGGUCCCACCAGGACCAGGACCUCUACAGCCAGGACCCCUACACCCAGGAGCAUAAGGAGGGGAAACUGCUGCCCUACCUGCUGCUCAACAACCCCGGGCCCGACUCCAGGACCCGCAUGUACCCCGUGUUCUUCGGUGAAAGCAUCGAGGUCAACCCCAAACCCGAGCAGGAGAUCAAGUGCAACUCGGAGGUGAAGUACGACUCGGACCGGCACUACCGCGACCAGGUGUACUGCGCCGCCGUGCCGACGCCCACCAGCUACAGCGAGACCGUGGUGGCCGUGCAGAACUGCACGUGGAGGAACUACAAGUCCCAGGUGUACCUGGAGCCGCGCACCAAGCCCCUGCACUACAGCUCCACCACCAUCGUGUACCCCAAGCACGCCAAGAGCAUCUACCGCACCACGCUGAACUACAACGCCGCCGGCUCACGCCGCUGGUUCGUCUCCACCGUCCAGCUGGAGGCCGGCGAGGACACGAGCCCCUGCAUCAUCUACACGGAGGACCUUUAGAGGCAGAGAGGA
Messenger RNA from Gadus chalcogrammus (walleye pollock), 1030 nucleotides. RefSeq names its product refilin A (gene rflna). The transcript is spliced from 4 exons. Lineage: Eukaryota; Metazoa; Chordata; Actinopteri; Gadiformes; Gadidae. Bases 344 to 1018 code for a protein of 224 amino acids. Gene Ontology annotation, biological process: actin filament bundle organization; negative regulation of chondrocyte development; skeletal system morphogenesis. Gene Ontology annotation, cellular component: actin filament bundle. The record is from RefSeq and is a predicted model, not a curated record. Gene Ontology annotation, molecular function: filamin binding.